Messenger RNA from Clupea harengus (Atlantic herring), 4219 nucleotides. It is a transcript of the gene fgf12a, whose product is annotated as fibroblast growth factor 12a. Gene Ontology annotation, molecular function: growth factor activity. The record is from RefSeq and is a predicted model, not a curated record. Lineage: Eukaryota; Metazoa; Chordata; Actinopteri; Clupeiformes; Clupeidae.
CUCUCUCUCUCUCAGCCACUCUCUCUCUCUCGAAGUCCUCAUCCGAACCUCAAUCACGUAUGAUUGCGUAGAGCGAGAUAGCGCCGUACACCUCAUUCACGGCUUGUCCGAUGACGAGAAGCAACAUAUCCAACGCCGCGGAAACGCGUGUGCAAGAGAACAUUAACUGUAAAGAAGAUGUGUGCUUUCUUAAAAAAAUUCAACAGCCGUAAACGUUUCUAAUACGGUUCCUGUUAAAUGCAUCAUGUCACGGCACUUCCGAAUGGCAUUAUUUCUGUUUGAGAGUGUAGAGCCGGGGCACAGAUGCCUUUAGAGCCGAAGAGCGCAGGGCAGCAGGGUGGGCUGAGCGCCUCUCGUUCUUAUGUCGUGCCGUGGACUAAAUGAAUUAGAAAGUUGUGGAGCCUUGCAGAUGCGAAGCAGCGAACUGUUGAAACCUACAGUUUCCAGGAGUCCAUGUAUCGCGAUCGAUCCAGAGAUGUAUUUUCUACAUUUAUGACGUUCGUCAUGUGGAUGUAAUCACGGGGUAGUCCUGCUUGCCAGACUAUCCAGAAUCACCUGGAAUACCUGGGACUCAUUAGGAUCACGCGGCAGGGCACGCAUGCUCUGAUAUUUCAACUUGAAUCGUUUACAAGUAAUUCCACAUUUUUUUCGAUCUCUACAUCGUUUAACAAAUGGUCGAUGGCAAACCCCAAAAUGUUAAAUUUAUCUUUUUAUUAAGUCGUAAACGGAUUUAAUUUGAAACAGAAUGACAUUCGAACCAUUAUGACUGACAGGAUUUUCUGACAGGAUCAGGAUGACAUUUGGCUAAUGUUUUAAGCACAGCGGACGAUUUUGUGUUUGCCCCUUCUUGCGCUAAGCGUCUGCGCCACUCGACCUCUGCCCAUCGACUCGGUUAGCCCGUGCGGGAGAUGGCCGCGAUCGCCAGCUCCCUGAUCCGCCAGAAGCGUCAGGCAAGGGAGUCAAACAGCGACCGAGUCUCUACUACCAAACGCCGCCCCAGCCCCACCAAAGACCCCCGCUCUCUUUACGACCGGGUCUUCAGUAAAGUACGCUUCUGCAGCGGCAAGAAAAGACCUGUUCGGCGGCGACCAGAUGCACCCUCGAAUCCUCCACAGGUGUCACGUAAGGGCGUCAGGCUAGAGCCACAGCUGAAAGGCAUUGUGACACGACUGUUCAGCCAGCAGGGUUUCUACCUGCAGAUGAAGCCCGAUGGCGCCAUCGAUGGCAGUAAGGACGAGAACAGUGACUACACCUUGUUUAAUCUCAUUCCAGUGGGCUUGAGAGUGGUGGCCAUCCAGGGAGUUAAGUCCGGCACCUACAUCGGCAUGAAUGGAGAAGGCUUCCUCUAUAGCUCAGAAAUGUUUACUCCGGAGUGUAAAUUCAAAGAGUCUGUGUUCGAGAACUACUACGUCAUCUACUCCUCCACCGUGUACCGGCAGCAGGAGUCGGGCCGGGCCUGGUUCCUGGGCCUCACCAAGGAGGGCCAGGUCAUGAAGGGCAAUCGGGUCAAGAAGACCAAACCCUCCUCCCACUUCUUGCCCAGACCAAUUGAAGUUUGCAUGUACAGGGAGCCGUCUAUGCAUGAGAUUGAAGAGAACCGGAAAAGCUCCAGGAAAAGCUCAGGGACUCCCACUAUGAACGGCGGGAAAGCGGUGAACCAGGACUCCACAUAGCAGGGCCGCAGCAAGAGGGGUCCCCCUGCGCUGCACAGACCUCCCUCCCCAUCGCCCUGACGCCCUGAUGCCCUGCUGCCUCACCGCUAAGCGAAACCAAGACGAACAACAAACACAACAAAACUGACUUCUUGCCUGUGAAAUCUUUUAGACGAAUGCGAAGAGGAAGGAAAAGAAAUGGGGGAGUUAAAAAAGUGACACAUGUUUUCAAUCCCAGACUUGAACACGCGUUUUAUGCAAAAAAAAAAAAAAAAAAAAUGAGACACGAGACAAAUAAAGCAUAGGUCUGAGAGUGGAAGCGAGCCGUUUUUUCCUCACGACGAUAGUAUUACUAAUCAUUUUUGGAUUUAUGCCGCGGAAAAGAAGCUUUAAGACAUUGCCAUGUGUUCAUCCUUCCGAAUGCUCCUGCACUUCCCCACGCUCUGACGUGUUAUAUUGUUAUUACUGCUACUCCUCGUCAGGUCCUAGUUCCCCUUAAUACCAUGUGUUUUUUUUUAUUUCAGAACUAGAGAAAGUGUAGACGGGUUUGUUUUGACUUCUGUUUAAUUGCUUGACAGUGAAUGCACUAUUACAUUACCAGAAACUGGUGUGUGGGUAUAAAGUGAAUGUAAAACAGAGGUUUGGGUUUGGGUUGGGUUUCGAUGGAUAUUAGAGAAGGGGUGGGUGAGUGUGUGGCUUGAGGGAGGAAGAGAGACGACGGAGCGCUUGAUGUUUCUUUGUCAGGGUUGCCACAGUUUUACCAAGGUUUGCCCCCGAAAGACUGUCUUUUAAAAGACCUGCCGAGUCAUCACUGUGUGUGUGUGUGUGUGUGUGUGUGUGUGUGUGUGUGUGUGUGUGUGUUUGCGUGUGUGUAUGUCUGGGUCUGAGAGAAAGCGAGUGAGCAGCACACAAACCGAGAGAAACGAAAAGAAACUCUCCUGACACAGUCUACCCCAUGGGUCAGCAGCUGGAUGUGAACCUGGGACAGUACACCUCAGAAUGGACAGUUAGCUAUGAAAAUAACCUUUUCUGAGAAACCUGUAAAUAUUCCAGUAAAUAUGUUUUGUAUUUCCACUCUCAACACAUUGACAUCGCUAGAGGCUUCCGUGUUGAUGAGAUGAGUCUACCGAACAAUAAUCCCAAACAAUGUUUAGUGAAAAAACAACACUUUUUUCUAAACAGCAAUACCCCAGCAGAAGGACCAUACUUCUCAGUCCCACGUGCAUCAGUUUAACAUUCUCAUGUAGACCCACUGACCAUUAUCCAACUCAGGAAGCCUUUGCCAGUACAUAGAGUCACAUAGAGUCAGCUGCACACCUGCCCUUACCAUCUCAAGCAAGCACAAUGACUGACCAGCCCUGGCCUAUGGGGGGCGCUGAAGGGCCCCAGUUCUGGUCAGGGCAGGUGUGGGGAGCUUGUAGACUCACCGUUCUGGCGUCAGAACCAGGGAUGUUGAAUCCUCCUCCAGGAGAUCCCCCGUCCAGCAGAUAUUAGUUCCAACCUGAUCUGAAGCCAUCAGGAGCGGGAGGGCGUUACAGAUAGGGGUGUUAGAUUAGGGCUGCAGACUGGCAGAACUCCAUCAAUCGGUCUGAAUGCUCCUGUAUUGACAGGUCUGUAUUGCUGAUCCAGCUGAAUAUCAAACAACAACAAAUGUAACUGGUGAAAGGUCUCACGCUAUCUAAAAUGCUUUUUAUCAUACUCAGCAUAAAUAGGGAGCUGUGUGCGGGGGGCAACUAGAAGUGACUAGAGCCACAGUUACCAGAUGAUGUCAUUCUUACUAAACCUCCCCAGACCCAGAGCAGAAAUAUAGCAUCCUAUGAAGUUUGCAGGCCUGUGUGUCUCUUGUCUUCCAAAUCAAUGCAACUAUUGACAGGUUCUGCUGUUGCCACGGUUACAAUUGUACAUUACCUCUGUUGCCUCUCCAGGCUGCUAAACAUGGGGGUUGUUGUACUUCUUGUUAGGCUGAAUAAUACCCCAGUUGGUCAAAAUUGAUGUCAUUUAUGGCAGUAGCUAGUUACAAUAAGAUGCUGUCUUUGUAGUGAAAUACCACUGACAUUUUGAGAAAAAUAAAACCUGAACUGUAAUGAUUAGGUGUGGCUUAAAGAUGGAACUGGAAUGGGAUUGCCCCACUAAACACCUCAUUGCUCAUCCUUCCCAAGUCCACCCUUCUCAGUCAGUGGCAUUGAAAAGUAUCCUGGGGCCAUAGAUAAGGAGAAUUAGUUAUUGAUGUUGUUUUCACAUCUGUGUGGGGAACUGUAUCACAAAGCUGCGACUUCAGGCGUAUUUGGACCCUGCCGAGGAGGAGCAUUCCUGCGCUAGACUGACUCACAUCCUGAGAGAACUCAGGUGUAAUUCACAUGUCUUCCACCGGGGGCAGCAGGGAGAACAGCAGCCCCUGGGAGAAAGAGCAACAACUAAAUGUAUGGAUGAACGUGCGAAUCACACGUGCGGUGUUGGAAGAGCUCAAGUGAGGAAAAAGAACAUGGCAAGAAGAGGAAGUGAUGAGAGAGAGAGAGUGUGAGGAUGGUCAGGUGUGUGUGUGUGUGUGUGUGUGUGUGUGUGUGUGU